Messenger RNA from Dicentrarchus labrax (European seabass), 3401 nucleotides. It is a transcript of the gene arl9, whose product is annotated as ADP-ribosylation factor-like 9. NCBI's taxonomy places the organism in Eukaryota, Metazoa, Chordata, Actinopteri, Moronidae. The transcript is spliced from 4 exons. Bases 154 to 933 code for a protein of 259 amino acids. The record is from RefSeq and is a predicted model, not a curated record. Gene Ontology annotation, molecular function: GTPase activity; GTP binding.
CUCCUGAGCUUCCUGUCUGUUAAUCCACUUGUUGAGGAGAAGAAGAGGACGAAGAGGUUGGACGCUUAAAGACUCACUACAAGACGAACAAUGGCGGAAACGGACCGGUAAAACAGCGACGGUCAGUAAAACACAACCCGGCUAUUGAGCGCCAUGUUUGGUCUGAGAGAAGCCGGUGUCCUCGGAGUCUCCGUGGCUCUUGCGGGGGGAGUCGCCUAUCUUAUCUGGAACUACGCAUCUUCCUCCAGGGAGAAGAAGCCUGAAACACGCCCGGCAAAGGACGGUAGAAGCGGCAGAGAGGGAAAGGAAGAAGGAAAGGAAAGAAGAGAGGCAGCUGAACACACUGUUGUGGUCUCUGCUGCUGCUGCUCCCGUUGUUGCUGCUGAACCUCAGAAAGCACCGGAGUCUCAACCCGUGAAAUCAGCGGGGACGCAGGUGCUGGUUCUGGGUCUGGAUGGAGCCGGUAAGACCAGCCUGCUGCACUGUUUGGCCAGCGGCAGCCUGGAGCAGGACAUGCAGCCGACGCAGGGCUUCAACGCCGUCUCCAUCAACAGAGGCGACCUGCACAUCGAGUUCCUAGAAAUUGGAGGUAAAGAGGAGCUGCGGCCAUACUGGAAGAGGUACAUGUCCAAGGCUCUUAUGUUGGUGUUUGUGGUCGACUCUUCCAAUGCACUGCUCUUCCCCCUCGCCAAGAGACUUCUACAUGAGCUGCUGGCCUCUGACCCCCGCCUGCCUUUAAUGGUACUGGCCAACAAACAGGACCUUCCAGGAGCCUGCGGCAUUACUGACCUCCACGAAGCUCUGUCACUGUCCGAGGUCGGCGACCGCAGGUUGUUCCUCAUCGGCACCCACGUGAAGAAGGGAGAGGCAGAGCUCAGCUCAGGCGUUAUGGAUGCUCGGAACCUGAUCAUCCAGAUGGUUUCUGAUAUAUAAAAGACUGGUCUCUGCCAGUUAAUCCUGUGUUUUUGAUGGAAUUGAAUAGGUUCUCUGCACCUUUUCACUUAGCUGUUUUCACUACACCAGGUUGGCUCAAACUCUUGUAUGAGAAAAUUAGAUUAUUUAUCUUGUUUUGGUUCAUUUAGCUGGGAUUAUAAAACUUUUAGAUUCUGGAUGUGAAACUGUAGAACUCAACUGAAUUUGAAAAAAUAUCUCCUUGUUUCACCGUUGACCAGGUCUUAAUGUUUAUUGAAGAUGGGUGCCUAUAGGAAACUCAUACCAACUUGUGUUAAAAUGUUAUCGUUACCAAAGAUUUCUUUUCUUUUCACACAAGCGGGUGAGAGGUUUCAUUAAUAGAGCCAUAAAUGUUUUACUUUACAAGACUGCUCGUGGGGGCUUGUUCCUCCCAACGUUUGUAGAUGAUGAUACACGGUCAGCUGUAGAAGCAGUUCAGGUGCUGCCUUCAGGUGUUCAUGCAGCUUGUCAGACGGUACUCAGGGCUCCAGACUAACUUUUUGCAUUGGUUGCACUGGUGCGCCUAACUUUUUUUUUUUAGGUGCACCAGCACAAAAUGUAGGUGCACCCACAUUUUUCAUUGCGUCGCCUUUCACACCAUAAGGUCACCUUUUUAUCGCUCUCCAUAACUUUCAUAUAAUGUGAAUGAUUUUUAAACAAGAAUAAGGUGUAGAGAAAUGCUUGUCUUUAUUUGAAGCAUAAUUAUAUAUAAAUAGAAAAAUAAAGUGUUUAAAGUGCUUCACUGAGCUGAAAUUGAAGCUAAAUUUCAAACUAAAACACUAAGCAAAAUAAAACAUUUCCAAAUAAAAGUUCGAUACGAAACGUUGUUGACCCGCUCACAAAUGCACUAUUUCCGGCCAUAUUCUGACCGCACUCCUGACAGUACACGCAGUGCAUUGCGUUACGUCCUUUGUUGUACCUCAGCCAGGGAAAUUGUUUCAGCCAGUCCUGUCUGAAGGAAUAUAUUUUGGCCUUUUUAAUUUGGGUCUCGGAGCCGGGCUCUAUCCCAGACUCGGUUGUCUCCUCCUCUGGUUCCGAGUCUGAUGCUGUCGCCGAAGGACCGGGGCUCGGCAAUUUUUAAACACACACAACUUAGCGCAGUGAACAGGACCACACCGAGCUCUGUCUCUUAUUGGUUUAGAACACGAUAUGAUCCUACCAUCAGUGUGUGAGUUCGCUCACAGGAGAACACAGAGAGAUGAUGCGCUUGCGAAAUAAAUGUAUGUUAUCACCCGGGCAGCGUCAGGUGCACCAGUGCCACCUACAACAAUGAUUAGUCGCACUCUUAAAAAUGUUGCACUCUGGAGCCCUGGUACUGAAUCACAGUGGAUUUAUUUCAGGCUGUAGAUUCAUUCAGAGCAGCUGUGAAGCUGCAGCUUCAUCACCAGCGAUGAGCUAACAGUCUGUUAGCGUCACACAAUUUAUUUUUCUAAUUUGGAGUGUAUCAUAAUGUUCCUCGUGUGUCGUGAUCCACACGAUAUUUAAUACCUCAUAAAGAUUAAAAGUUCUACUGGGCAAGAUUUUCACAAGAAAAUAAAGCCAUCAUAUCAACGUAGAGUACAAAGUGAGGCCAUUGAUAGAGAGUUGAUAUGUUCACUUACCGUUUGUCCACUUUGUGACCCAAAAUUUCAAACCAAAACACAAAACCUAAAGAGAUUGUGCUGUAUUCAGGUCAGUAGUGGUACGUGAUUUUUGCAUAUUAAAAACUGUAAAAGAUUUUCAAACAGUGACCUCUUUCUGCCAUUUGGGGCAACAACAGGCAAACUUGACUAUAAAAGCUUUAAGUAUAGAAGACUUUAAAUUGUGGAGCUUGCUGACAAGCUUUCUGAUGUGCCGUUAAUAUUUAAACUGAUAAUAAAUAAAAGCCUAAUUUCAGCGAGACCCCACAACUAUUUAAUGUCUAAAUAUUAGAGCGGAUAUUGAAGGCUGUUCGUAGCUGUUGUCAUGUUAUUAUAGAAUGAUCAGGCACAGCACCAAACUAUAUAUAUACUGUAACACUACCAAAUACCUUUGUUACUGCAGGAGUGUCAUUUUUGGAUUACAGCUUUAAAAGUUCAUUGUUACCUACUUUGAUGAGCCUUUAUCUUGAAAAGGGAAUUUAAUUUAUCUUAAAAAAGGGAAUAUAAACCAGAUGAUUUGCUGGAUGUCUUUUGUUUUUGCUGUUCAGAGAGAUGUCUGAGCACAGCUGUGGGCUCUUUAUGUUGUCUUAAUACUGUUAUAUUUGUUCAAAUCUGUCCAGUCUGGUAACUGUGGGAUGAAGGUGAACCAUGUUGUUGAUGUGUGCAAAGCCUUCAUGUGUACCAUUUUUGAUGAAUGUAAAGCACAUUUUAAAAAAAGUUACACUUUUUUUCAAUACCGAAACAUGUCCAAGAUACAGUAUUGUUUGAAAAGAUUCUACCCAGUUUGAUAAAGUCUUAUAUACAGCACUUAAAUAAAUGGUUUCCACUAAA